Molecule: messenger RNA, 1616 nt
Organism: Enhydra lutris kenyoni (northern sea otter)
Lineage: Eukaryota; Metazoa; Chordata; Mammalia; Carnivora; Mustelidae
Product: autophagy related 101
Exons: 2
Coding region: 473-1318 (281 amino acids)
Biological process (GO): autophagosome assembly; autophagy
Cellular component (GO): phagophore assembly site
Source: RefSeq, a predicted model, not a curated record
CCUCAGGCACCCUCCAGCCUUCAUAGUUUUUAUUGAUUUCUCAGAGCAGUUUUUGGCCACAAGGUAGUUAAGGGCCAUCCUUCACCUUUCAUCUGGUUCACUUUCUGUUGCACAGAUCUGAUCUUGGCACCGUGACGUAUUGGCUCUUCCCUGCCCUCAGCACAGGGUCCAAGUGCCUUAACCUGGCCAUUCAAGGUCCUAGGCAGUCAGACUCCUACCUUCCUUUGCUUUUUACUCCCACCUCGUAUCCUGGCCAGUCAGAUAGCCUUCACCUGCGUCUCUCUCCUCCAGUCCUGUGGCCUCUCGGGGGCAGGGGCCGUGCGCGCCUUCAGUGGCUGGUGGUGGACAGGGGCGGUGAGCCUUUGUGGGACAUGGCGCUCGACGCCGUCCUCAGGUCAAGUCCUGGCCGGUAUUUGGACUGGUAACUUGGAAGCUCUCUCCCUUUCUGAUCCUGAGAGCCUUCCUUGGCAGUAUGUGCCGUCAGAAUGCCAAGAAGGGCCAUGGAGGCAGAGGCUGGUGGGGCCAGGAAGGCAGCAGACGGGUCACGUGUCUGUGCUCUGACCUGGCUGCUCUUGCAGGGUGGCCCCUGGCUGGGGUGAAGCCCCCCCGGCUCCUGUUUUCGUUCUUGUCCUGCCCGCGGGUGCGGGCUCCUGGCUGCAGGAUGAACUGUCGCUCAGAGGUGCUGGAGGUGUCGGUGGAGGGGCGGCAGGUGGAGGAGGCCAUGCUGGCCGUGCUGCACACGGUGCUCCUGCAUCGAAGCACCGGCAAGUUCCACUACAAGAAGGAGGGCACCUACUCCAUUGGCACCGUGGGCACCCAGGAUGUGGACUGUGAUUUCAUCGACUUCACCUACGUUCGGGUCUCCUCAGAGGAGCUGGACCGUGCCCUGCGCAAGGUUGUCGGGGAAUUCAAGGACGCGCUGCGCAACUCUGGAGGUGAUGGGCUGGGGCAGAUGUCCCUAGAGUUCUACCAGAAGAAGAAGUCACGCUGGCCUUUCUCGGAUGAGUGCAUCCCCUGGGAAGUGUGGACAGUGAAGGUGCAUGUGGUCGCCCUGGCCACAGAGCAGGAGCGGCAGAUCUGCCGGGAGAAGGUGGGCGAGAAGCUCUGCGAGAAGGUCAUCAACAUUGUGGAGGUCAUGAACCGGCAUGAGUACCUGCCCAAGAUGCCCACGCAGUCGGAGGUGGACAACGUGUUUGACACGGGCUUGCGGGAUGUGCAGCCUUACCUAUACAAGAUCUCCUUCCAGAUCACUGAUGCCCUGGGCACCUCGGUCACCACCACCAUGCGCAGGCUCAUCAAAGACACCCUUGCCCUCUAGGCCUUACUGGAGCCACGGGCUCUCCUGGAUGGCUUGCAGACCUUGGCUUCCAGGGAUCGUACAGUGGGGCCUUUGGGGUUCUAGAGCCUGCUCAGGCUCCUUGGUGAGACUUGGAAUGGCCACCCCUGGCUUCCUUGUUUUGUGGUUGCCAGUCCUUGGUCAUCCCCUUUAACCUUUGCUCAUGGUCAAGUCUGGCCUUCACUGUCUCUCUGCACCCCUGUGGGGGUCCCCCUUCCUCAAAUGUAUGGAAGAGCCAUCUCUGGGAUGGUGAAUAAAAUUGAGAAUGUGUUUGGGUUGA